Molecule: messenger RNA, 1040 nt
Organism: Frankliniella occidentalis (western flower thrips)
Lineage: Eukaryota; Metazoa; Arthropoda; Insecta; Thysanoptera; Thripidae
Exons: 2
Coding region: 531-905 (124 amino acids)
Source: RefSeq, a predicted model, not a curated record
CAGAAAGGUAACUUAAAUCAAAACAUGUUACUUUUCUAAAGGUUCUUUUCUGAUGGCUAUUUGUGAAAUCAUUAACUUGGUUGCAUUUUCUUAUUAUUUGCAGCAAUGGUCUAACUGACGAAGACAUGAAAAUGAUGGAUGCUGAGCUGGGGAAACUUGAUGCCGUUGGGGACACACCACACGUCAGACGGCUCAUGAAGGAUUCUUAUCCCCUUCGUCUACGUUGGAUAUCUUCUGCCUCUGAAUCAGCAAGACCAUCUGACAUCCUUGCAAGAUUUCCUCAUCUUAAAAAUGUUGAACUGGUAAGUUGAGCUUCCUUGUAAAAUAUUUCUGCAGUAUAAGUCUUCCUUUCUUGUUGUUGUAUUACUUUUUUUUUUUUAACAAAGCUUUUACAAGAAUUAACUUUGAGAUUACCUAACAUUGAUAAGAUAGAAUUGCUUUUUGGGAAAGUCAAAUGCUUAUUGGAAAAAGUAUCGCUUAAGUUAAAUGAAUCUUAUGGGGAAACGGAUGAAGAGAAAUUAAAGUUUGUAAUGGCUCUCUACAACCGUUUGAAACCCAAGAACAUUCCCAAAAUGUUUCCUGCUCUUGUGACUAUGAAAGAUGCAUUGACUCCGCUUGGUAAUGAUUUGUCAAGCAACCAAAAUGAUUGGGCUAGAUUAGUUGUGUACAUUGCAGACAACACUAUUGCAGUAGCUUUCAUAAUUGCGGAUGAUACUAAAUUCAAGAUUGAGAGCCCUUCUGUUGAGAAAUGUAUGCUGGCACUGACUGCAUAUUAUCAUGGACUUGACCGUACAUAUCCGACUGCGUACAAAAGUUUCUUUUCUCUGUUUGAUGAGUUUAUUUUUAAAUUGAAAGUUAGUGUGCCUAUAUCGUACAAAUGUUUCAAAAAGGAUUAUCUUGUGUGAAAUAUCAAGUGAAAUGUUGUGUCUUACUUUGCAUCUGUAGUUGUAUUUUUAAAUAUUUGACUGACUAGUUUAUUUUUAAAUUGAAAGUUGGUGUGCCUAUAAAAGUAAUUAUCUUCACGUGGAAUCUAAGUGAAA